AUGUACACUAUAGAGUUUCAGAAACGUGGCCUACCACACGCCCAUAUCCUCUUGUUCUUGCAUCCCACAUCUAAGCUUCCGAGUACAGAUGAUAUUGAUAGGAUUAUUUCAGCCGAAAUACCUAAUAAGGAGGAAGAACCAGAACUCUUUGAUGUGGUUAAAGAUAUGAUGAUUCAUGGACCAUGUGGAGCAGCUAAUAUGAAUUCUCCAUGCAUGGAGAAUGGAGUGUGCUCAAAGGGAUACCCAAAAUCCUUUUCUGAACAGACAACGGUUAACAGCGAGGGAUUUCCAAUUUACAAAAGAAGGGAGCAACCAGGUUGUUUCGUUGAGAAAAAUGGUGUCAAAUGUGACAACCGGCAUGUCAUUCCUUACAACAAGAAACUAUCUCUGCGUUAUCGUGCUCACAUCAAUGUGGAAUGGUGCAACCAAGCUGGUUCUAUUAAGUACUUAUUUAAGUACAUUAAUAAAGGAGUAGAUCGUGUUACAGUGGCUGUUGAGCCUCCUGCUCAUAUCGUGGAGAGUAUGUUGGCAAGUGGCGAUGUUAACUUGGAAGGAAACGUUGAAACAAACGUCGAUGGAAGUGUCCCAACGAACGUGGAUGGAAGUAUCGAUGGAGGGAAUGUCGAAAAGAAGAAGAAUGAAAUUAAAGAUUUUUUUGAUUGCAGAUACGUUUCUGCAUGUGAAGGAUCAUGGAGAAUCUUCAAAUUUCCUAUUCACUAUCGAUCUGUUUCAGUGGAGAAACUUAUUUUUCAUCUACCCGGUAAACAAAAAAUUAUCUUCAGGGGAAAAGAUAAAAUGCAAGCUGUUGUCAGUCGUAAGCUCAUUGAGAAUACAAUGUUUUUGGCAUGGUUUGAGCUGAAUAAAGUUGAUGCUCUUGCGAGAACAUUAACAUAUGCUCAGAUACCAAACUUCUUUACCUACAACAAGAAGCAGAAGAAGUGGAUAAGAAGGAAAAGAGGUUUUAGCAUUGGAAGGAUUAACUAUGCUCCUCGGAUCCAGGAAGAUGCAUAUUAUUUGCGUGUGCUACUGAACAUCGUUAAAGGUCCUACAAGCUACGAUGACAUCAAAACCUAUAAAGGAGUUCUUUAUCCAGGAUACAAAGAAGCAUGUUCUGCUCGAGGCUUAUUAGAUGAUGAUCAAGAGUACAUUGAGGAUAUUUUACGGAGAAGUUUGUUCAGCACAGGACGUGAACUACGAGAGAUUUUUGUGAUAAUGCUGCUCAGUAACACUUUGACAGCGCCAGAAGAUGUAUGGGAGAAGACAUGGGAGCACCUCUCAGAAGAUAUUGAAUAUAACCGAAGAAUCCAUUUCAAUAGACCAGGAUUGUUGUUAAGUGAUGCGGACAAAAAGAAGUAUGCUCUUCAAGAGAUUGACAGUAUUUUGAAGCGUAAUGGUACUUGUCUCGCUAGAUUCGAUAAAAUGCCAAAGGUUGCAAAGACGAGGCGUCAGGAUUCGAAUGUCUUGAUACUAGAUGAGCGCAACUAUUCAAGAGAAGAAUUAUUAGAAACUCUUGAAAGAGACAUUCCAAAGAUGACAGACGAGCAAAAGAAAAUUUAUGAUGAGAUCCUUACAGCCGUGAAUGAAGAAAAAGGAGGAAUGUUUUUUGUUUAUGGUUUUGGUGGAACUGGAAAAACCUUUCUCUGGAAAUUGCUAUCUGCAGCUAUUAGAUGUCGAGGAGAUUUAGUUCUCAAUGUUGCAUCAAGUGGCAUUGCUUCGUUGUUGUUGCAAGGAGGUCGGACUGCCCAUUCGCGUUUUGGAAUUCCUCUGAAUCCAGAUGAGUUUUCCUCAUGUACAAUGACUCCUGGAUCUGAUCAAGCUAAUUUAGUUAAAGAGGCUUCACUCAUUAUAUGGGAUGAAGCACCGAUGAUGAGCAAGUAUUGUUUCGAGGCUUUGGACCGGAGUUUGUCGGACAUUAUUGGAAAGGAUAAAAAUAACCCAUUUGGUGGAAAGGUUGUUGUACUUGGAGGGGAUUUAAGGCAGGUACUCCCUGUUAUCAAUGGAGCAUGUAGAGCUGAGAUUGUGUUGGCGUCACUGAAUUCUUCGUACCUCUGGGAACAUUGCAGAGUUCUUCAGCUCACAAAGAACAUGCGUUUGUUAUCUGGUUCUUUGGCGCCAGAGGAGGCAGCUGAUCUUAGAGAGUUUUCUCAGUGGAUAUUAGAUAUUGGGGAUGGUAAGAUUAAUGAACCGAAUGAUGGAGAAGCAGAAAUCAAAAUUCCUGAAGAGUUCUUAAUCCUAGACUCAGAGGAACCUAUAAAAGCAAUCAGCAAAGCGGUUUAUGGUGAUACUCUUUCGUUACAAGAACUCAAAGAUCCUAAGUUUUUUCAGCAAAGAGCAAUCAUGUGUCCAACUAACGAAGACGUCAAUACGAUAAACAACUACAUGCUAGAUAAGCUUGAAGGUGAAGAGAAGAUAUAUUUCAGUGCAGAUAGUAUUGAUCCUUUGGAUACAAGUUCAGUGAAUAACGAAGCUUUGGAUGCUGAUUUCCUCAAUUCUGUUAAGGUUUCUGGUUUGCCAAACCAUAGUCUUCGACUGAAGGUCGGUUGCCCUGUCAUGGUUCUACGGAACAUUCAGCCCACUGCAGGUUUAAUGAAUGGAACGAGACUUCAGAUAACCGAACUUAUGGAUUUUAUGGUCGGGGCUAAGAUCAUAACUGGAGAAAAAGUUGGGGAAACUGUUUACAUUCCAAGAUUGUUGAUUUCACCAUCAGACACCAGGUUACCCUUCAAGAUGCGCCGUAGGCAAUUGCCUUUGGCUGUUGCUUUUGCAAUGACAAUCAAUAAAAGUCAAGGGCAAUCAUUAUCCGAAGUUGGUCUCUUUCUACCAAGACCGGUGUUUUCACACGGACAACUAUAUGUGGCAGUUUCUAGAGUUACAUCAAAGAAAGGACUGAAAAUUUUGAUUGUUGGCAAAGAUGGAAAACCUCAGAGAAAAACUAUGAAUGUGGUUUUCAAACAAAUUUUCAGGGAUCUUGAAUUUAAACGAGCGUGA
This is a messenger RNA of Raphanus sativus (radish), 2988 nucleotides long. RefSeq lists its product as uncharacterized. Gene Ontology annotation, molecular function: DNA helicase activity. The transcript is spliced from 4 exons. Bases 1 to 2988 code for a protein of 995 amino acids. Gene Ontology annotation, biological process: DNA repair; telomere maintenance. Lineage: Eukaryota; Viridiplantae; Streptophyta; Magnoliopsida; Brassicales; Brassicaceae. The record is from RefSeq and is a predicted model, not a curated record.